Molecule: messenger RNA, 1602 nt
Organism: Olea europaea var. sylvestris
Lineage: Eukaryota; Viridiplantae; Streptophyta; Magnoliopsida; Lamiales; Oleaceae
Product: RING-H2 finger protein ATL16-like
Exons: 2
Coding region: 347-1405 (352 amino acids)
Biological process (GO): protein ubiquitination
Molecular function (GO): transferase activity
Source: RefSeq, a predicted model, not a curated record
CAGACUUUCUUUAAAUUUUCUCUUUUCUCACCUUAAAGAAAGUUACCACAUACAUUAAAUUCUCAUGUCUUCUUCUAUAGUACAGGCAUUUAAUAACUACCCAAAUUUUCCCAUUCUGGUCCCUCCCUCUGCUCCCAUCUCCAAGUUUAUGCCUUUUCUGCAAGGAUUUUCUUGCCCUCCUUGAUUUUCUAGUGCAUAUAUUAUUUAUUUCAGUGAGCUAUUACUUCAUUUUGUAAUCUUGAAACGAGACAACAUUCCUUUUAUCAAUCUUCAUUCUACAUGUUCAUGUACACUGUGUUCAAGAUCUCAAGAAGCUGAUAUAUUAUCUGUUUGUGUAAUCGACUCAAUGGAUCUGGUGAGCCAAAAGUUUUAUGCCCAUGAAUCAGACGCUGUCUAUCCUAUCAGAAGCCCACCAAUAUCAAUUUUUGGCUCAUCUUUGCAUCAUUCACACACUGGUUUUCCUAUUAUAGCAGUUGCCAUUAUUGGCAUUUUGGCCACAGCUUUCUUGCUGGUGAGCUACUACGUCUUUGUGAUCAAAUGCUGCUUGAAUUGGCACCGUAUUGAUCUCCUUUCACGGUUUUCCUCCUCCAGGAGAAGGCGUGUUGAAGACCCUUUAAUGGUUUAUUCGCCCGCAGCCGAAAGCCACGGUCUAGACGAGGCUGCAAUCAGAUCAAUCCCAACAUUUCAGUACAAGAAAGGCACUGAUAAACAAGAACUUGCAGAGAAAGGCUCUACCGAUUGCGCGGUCUGCUUGAAUGAAUUUCAAGAAGACGAAAAGUUAAGAGGAAUUCCAAACUGUGGCCAUGUUUUUCAUAUAGAUUGUAUAGACGUUUGGCUUCAAAACAAUGCUAAUUGCCCUUUAUGCAGAACUAGCAUUUCAGCCACCAGGUUCCCAAUAGAUCAAAUUCUUAGCUCAAGCACUUCCCCUCAAGAUCCAAAUCCCCAUACCAAUAACUUCACCGGGAGAGAUGAUUAUGUAGUGAUUGAAAUCGCAGAACACGAUACCAACAUCAAUCCAUCAUUGCUUAAAGUUGAAGAAAGAUUAAACUCGAGCGAAUUAUCAUCAUGGAUCAGCCCUUCACCAAGCAAGUUAUUCGAACAAAAAGCAUCACGAAGAAAGGCGAAAAGAUUAAGCCAUAUCUCUAGCAUGGGAGAUGAGUGCAUUGACAAUAGGCAGAAAGAUGAACAAUUUGUAGUUCGAGCCAUGAAGAGGAGAUCUUUCUCUAUGGAUUCAGCAGCUGAUAGGCAGCUAUAUUUAGCUGUUCAAGAAAUAGUUCAACAAAACAAGCAAGUGUUUGAUGUAUGCCCCAAUGAAGGUAGCAGCAACAAAGUCAGAUCAUUCUUUUCUUUUGGGCAAGGAAGGGGUUCUAGAAGUGCAAUUCAACCAGUUCCUUUGGAUCCAUAAGGCCAGAUCUUUACUCUUCUUUUUCAGAAUUGUUAUUAUGUUUUGGUAUAGUAAUGUAAAUUUAGAUUCAUAUAGAGAUUAUAGGCUUGUUAGAUUUAUUUAGGGGCUAUAUAAUUAUUGUAUUAUGGAAUAGAAAUAUCAGUUUGCUGUUUAAGUUUUGUUUUUGGCUUAUUCAUUUUUUCACAUGACAUUAGAGG